Messenger RNA from Paramecium sonneborni, 566 nucleotides. The record is from the annotation of a GenBank genome assembly. Lineage: Eukaryota; Ciliophora; Oligohymenophorea; Peniculida; Parameciidae.
AUGUUAGACAUGACGAGUAAUAAUAAAUAAAAAGAUUAAAGCAAUUAUACUCUCUCCACAUUAUAGUAAUACUAAGAUGGCAUACAAACAAAAGAAACCUUAUCAGCCAGUUAAAGACAUCAAAAAAUCUGUUGUUGAUUUUCUAAAAUGAAAAAAUUUCAAAUUCUAAAAUUAACAAGCCCCAGUAACUUAAUAAUAAUCUUCUUUAUAAACUCAAUUUCAAUUAAAACAAUACAGUCCUGACUCUAUACUUAUGGCAGAGAAACAAAAAAUUGAUGAAAUCACUGUAUAAAAAAAAAAUAUUGAAACAGCAUAAUAAAUCAUAUCCUAAUUAGAAAAAGAGAAUAAUGAUCUAAGAACAUAAGUUUUAUAAUGAUAUGCUGAUUAUGUUAAAAAUAUCAUAAGCAUUUCUUGAUUAACAAUUUGGAUGUGAGAAAUUAUCAAGCGAAUUCAAUAAUAUAUAUGGAUAUAUUAUUAAAUAAAUUAUUAUAGGCAAAGUAUCAAUCUGUAGAGCCAUUUUAAAAAGAUUUAUAGAUUAAAUUAGAAUUUUGUCCAAAAGAGAAUGA